AUGGCAUCUAAACUACAACUCCCACCUCUAAAUUUUGAGUCUAGGGGCUCGUUGACUGCCGAUUUGAAAGCCGAUUUCCACAUCCCCGACUCUCCUCCCCAUUCACGCCCGGGAUCCCCGUCAAGAUAUCAAAAUGUUACCGAUGCUACUAACGACAGCUCUAACGCGUCGGCCAGGACUACAAAGCCAAGGGCCCAGCUUGGAUUGACAAAUAAACCUUCAAGCUCCAGCUUGCAGGUGUCGCCCAAUUCUCCUCCCAUGUCCCCACAGUCCCCUCGACCGGUGUCUGUACGCAGGCUUCUCUCCAAAAUGAGUCUAUCUGGUUCAUACAAAGAAUCUGAUGAGGCCUCCAUCAUGUCCCUCAAGUCUCCAACCAACACUUCGCCAUCCUUGCUCAAGGACCGGGAUUCUGAUGUUGCGAGCGAAAGAGCUCUAUCAAUAUCCAGCAAGGGUUUCUUUUCCAGCUUCAGAAGGAACAGUUCCAAAAGAUCUGUUAGUUCUAGCUCUGGCCGAAAAGCCUCUCUGCCCCCGCCAACUCCCAGAGAGCGGGAGCCUACCAUCGCAGAAAAAACUGCAGAAGUUGUGAAAAAGGAACCUGCUCCCCAGAUCCCAGAUCUCCCUCAAACAUCUGUCUCCUCUUUUGACACCGAUUUAUUCAAGAACAUAUAA
Messenger RNA from Orbilia oligospora ATCC 24927, 669 nucleotides. RefSeq lists its product as uncharacterized. The coding region runs from base 1 to 669 and encodes 222 amino acids. The transcript has a single exon. Lineage: Eukaryota; Fungi; Ascomycota; Orbiliomycetes; Orbiliales; Orbiliaceae. The record is from RefSeq and is a predicted model, not a curated record.